AUGAAGUGCAGCGCGGCCCUUUUCCACGUGGCAUCGGCCGUCGCCGCUGCUGUCGCGAGAAACCAUAGCAGUACGCCGUACAGGGAGGAAAACGAAACCGCCACAGUGCGUAACUGCAGGAACCAGUCGACUUUGAUAGACCCCCGAAAUCAAAGCGCGCGCUAUCGCGGCGAUCGGUGCGGCACUUUCCUGGACGUGACCCCUCUGACUCCACCGGCGUCGGCCUUCCACGCCGCUGCUGCCAACGGCUCCACGUUUGUUGAUCAGAACUCCUCGACAGUCGCCACGAGCUUCAACGAAAACUACCGAAUUAAGUCCUUCCGUCAGCGCGUCUGCGCCGCCACGGACGUGUCGAUGCGGCCACUGCUGUUGCUACUCAAGGAUGUGCCGGAACUGAACGAUGUAGCCGCCAACGCCGGCAUCGUCAGCCCUGCAGCAGCAACCAUUGCGAGUGGAAGGUUCAAGUAUGGCGAGCUGCUGGAGCGGCUGUCAUGUCGCUGGGCGGCAAAGUUCUAUGGUAAGGUCACAUAUGGCCCGCGCAACUAUCCAUACCCGUCUUCACGUUGGCUGGCUCGCCGCUUCCAGAUGAAGAAGCAUCGCAUUCUCAAGCGUUUCCGCUUCCGCCGCUACAAGCUAGCAGCCGUGGCGAACCUGCCCUUCGCCAAGAUGAUCCGUGUCGGCAUGCUCCCUGAGCUGAAGAGCAGCAAGACGAAGAAGGGUGACACUGUGGACAUGGGCCUGUCCUCGCAGCUUGUCAGCGCGGCACGGUCGUCCGCUGGCGCGGCCAAGACGAAGGGCAAGCGCUCGCGUCCAAAAUCAAAGUAUCAGGUGUAA
Molecule: messenger RNA, 834 nt
Organism: Leishmania braziliensis MHOM/BR/75/M2904
Lineage: Eukaryota; Euglenozoa; Kinetoplastea; Trypanosomatida; Trypanosomatidae
Exons: 1
Coding region: 1-834 (277 amino acids)
Source: RefSeq, a predicted model, not a curated record